AUGGAUUUAAGUAAAAUUAAUCUAAGUAGUUAUUUACCAACAAUGCCAUAUAAAGUUCGAGAAUUAUUUGAUAAAGCAACAAAUAUUGUUAUGAAUUAUACGGAAACUGAAACAAAAGUUGUUGAAGCAACAAAUGAUGAAUCUUGGGGACCAGCAGGAAAAUUAUUACAAGAUCUUUCUCAAUUAUCUUAUUCACAUGAACAUUAUAAUGAAUUAAUGGGAAUGCUUUGGAAACGAUGUUUUACUCAAGAUAAAAAAUAUUGGAGACGAACAUAUAAAUCACUUCUUGUAUUAACAUAUUUAAUAAAAAAUGGCAAUGAAAGAGUGAUUAAAUCCGCCCGUGAACAUCUUUAUGAUUUGAGAAGUUUAGAAAAUUUUUCUUAUCAUGAUGAAAAUGGCAAAGAUCAAGGAAUUAAUAUACGUCAUAAAGUAAAAGAAUUAAUUGAAUUUAUUCAAGAUGAUGAUCGAAUUCGAGAUGAACGUAAAAAAGCUAAAGCUAAUCGAGAUAAAUAUAUUGGUAUGAGUAAUGAAUCAUCAUCGUAUCGUUAUAAUGAUCAAUGGAAUAAUUAUGAUGAAUCAAAUUCAACAAAAACAAAAGAUUUCGUAUCUAAUCCAUCGGAAGAUUAUUCAUUAGAUAAAAAUAAUGACAAUGAUCAAAAUGUUAAAUCAACAUUAAAAAAAGAUCAAAAUAAAAUACAGGAGAACAAUACAAAUUCAUCAAUUGAAAAUCCACCUUCUAUUGAUAACAAAAAAACAUCAUCAACAAGUGAAGAACCAAUUGUUAAUUUAUUAGGUGAUGACAUCGAAUUUACACCUUAUGUACAAGCUUCAAAAGAUGUUGAUUUUGGUCAAUUUCAAGAAGCAGUAUCUCCAAUUUCUCCAGUUCAAUCAACACAAUCUUCAUCAUCAAUGACAUUCGAUCCAUUUACAUCAUUUGAAACAUCAACAAAUCUUUUUCAACCAACUUCAUUUCCAUUUAAUCAACAACAAUCAUUUAUAAAUUCAUCUGUAUUUCAACAACAAUCAAAUAUAACUUCAUCGAAUAAUAUAUGGUCAUCGGCAGCAGGAAAAUUAGAUAUAUCAUUAAAUAAUUUAAUUCCAUAUACACGUGGUAAUCAACAGAAAACAACAUUAACAUUGAAUCAAUUAACAAGUCCAACAGAUUCAAAUAAAUCUGAUUUUUCAUUAUUAAAUACAAAUACUCAAUCAAAAUUUUCUACUUUGAACAAAAAAUAA
Molecule: messenger RNA, 1236 nt
Organism: Rotaria sp. Silwood1
Lineage: Eukaryota; Metazoa; Rotifera; Eurotatoria; Philodinida; Philodinidae
Source: the annotation of a GenBank genome assembly